GACAAAAAAAGGCAACAGGACGAUGACACAGAUUAUAGAGUCGAAUUCUUAUUGAAUUAUCUCAUGAAAACGUUAAAAAUGAAAAUGGAGAAAUGGAACAAGAUGUGGUCAACUGACGAAUAUGCUAGAAUCAUUCUGAAUUUUUUUAAUAACCCAAACGUGCCCAGACUGAUAAUGAUAACUAGUGCAGCCGGCCAACUGAUGCCGGUCACAGAAUUUCCCAAUAAUCUUAAGACAAAGUCGUCAUACUUCAUUCGGAAGAAGAAAGAGGUCGUAACUCGAGAUAAUAUUAGAGAAGUUCUCCUUAUUGGUGAUAUGUCACCAAAGCCCGUAGAAGAGAUCGCUGUGUUGGUGGAAGAAGUAUUUUUACCGGUCUUGUCAAAUCCCGCAAAUCAAACUAAAUGGCCCGCUGUUAUUGCUGCAGAUAUUACGAAGCACGUGUAUGCAUUCAGAAACAAAGUCUACCAGAUUAAAGGAGCAUUGAAAAGCCAAACUCUUUUGCCAAUGCCGACGGGCGUUGAACGAAUAUACGAAGCUACGUUAUUACUACAGCAGUCGCAUGGUAAAGAAGUGGAUCUGUCUCUGAAGACGGCAAUUGAAGGUGCAGUCUUGCAAUGGGCAUCACUAUGUAACGACGUACUACAACAAACGUCAGAUGCGGCAUUUGCUCACGGCCAAAAUCCCAUCCCAUCAGCGGAAAUUAAUUUUUGGAACUCCAGGUUGAAGAAUCUGGAGAGCAUUUUUGAUCAACUACGCGAUCCCAGAGUUAAAAGGAUGGUGCUUUACUUAGAGCUAGCGGGUAGCUCUUACUUGUCCUGUUUUAAGUGCGUGUUUCAAGAUGUGGUCGCGGGAGUAAUUGAAGCUAAAAAUAUUUGCCUCUAUUUAAAGCCGAUGAAAACUCACUUUGAGAAGUUUGAAGACGGGGAGUUCUUGGAAAGCGAGCCCUACAUUAGACCUAUGGUUCAUUGCUUAGGUUUGCUAUGGGCAAAUUCGUGUUAUUACUGUACAAACACGAAAAUCACAACUUUACUCAAAGAAGUGGCAAAUUUGUUUAUUAGCGCUAUUACCGCGCAACUAGAUCCAUCGACAAUCUUUCAAGGGGAACCCGAAGAUAUGGUUAAGAAAAUUAACACUUGUCUAAGACUGAUUAACAUAUUUCGCAUUUCUUUCGAAGAAGUUCGCGCAAAUCUCGCCUCCUAUUUUAAGACACCAGAUAUUCAACCUAAACCGUGGACUUUUCACCAAAGAACCGUCUUUCAAAGACUAAUGGAUUUUGUGGAAAGAUUGGAAUUGGUGAAAUCAAUCCUUCUGGCAGCGAUCGAGUACCAGAAACUCGAAAGAAUCGAAAUCGGCGGGAUUAAGGGUAGAUUGCUGUCGAAACGGUGCGAAGAUCUGCUCGAGGAGUUUAAUUAUGCGUACGCGAACUUUGUUACAAUCCAGUAUGACCUACUCGAUCCCUUGCACAUGGCCAUUGUUGCCGAAAAUGAGCAGUUCUUAAUUAAGUGUAAUGAUAUGGAUUCGAGAUUGGCGUCCAUUUUUGAACAGGUUUUAGAUGAUUGUCACAACCUGGAGAGCAUCUUCAAAUUUGUUAAUAUUGCCAAUACAUUAGUCGAGAGGCCCAUUAUAUAUAACGCAAUUAAAGAUAAAUUCUACAAAAUAAUUGAAAUAUUUAAUCGAGAGCUAGACACAGUAAAAGAGGUGUAUGAUGAAGGCAAAAGGGAAGGUGUACCAAUUAAUAACUACUUUCCACCAACUGCCGGCGUUUUGUGUUGGUUGCACAAACUACGCCAGCGGAUCGUGAAACAGGGCGAAGAUUUCAAGAUGUUUCAGAACAAACUCGUGGAAUCACCGGACGCCCUUGAAGCUUUCAGCAAAUGGGAAGAAAUGCAACACAUUCUUGACGCAGAAGAAGCGCGUGUUUUAUCGCUUUGGUCUCAGUCGAUUCCUUCCCAAAUUACAGCGAGCCUAUCAAAAAUGCAACUUUUCAAAUCCGGAGAACAAAUCUCCGUCAAUUUUGACAAAGAGCUGGAGGCGAUCUUGAGAGAAGUAAAAUAUAUGAAGUUAUUAGGCAUCGAAAACAUACCCGAGGUUGCAUUGGCACUUUACGAAAGAAAUGAAGAGCUAUUCAUUUCGAUGCAACAUUUAAAUAAUAUUUCGGAGUGGUACAAUCAUCUUAAAAACAAGUCCCUACCGGUAGAAUAUGAAUUAAUUAGAAGCGAGGUAGAGGAGUUGGACCUUCGUUUAGAUGAACUGAUUUAUCAACUGAAUUGGACCACCGACAAUUUCGAACUUAUCAAAACUAUAUAUGACGCGCUAAAACAAUUAUACGAUCGCGUUAUGGAAGCACAGCGUAAUGUGAACAAUAUAAUCGCCGAAAUAAACUUAUGGGGCGAAGAACCGCUGUUUGAAAGGAAAGAUCGUAACAGCCAUUGCUUGCUAUAUGUAGAGGAUAGAGUGGAACGGGUGCACAAACGAUAUUCCCAAAUAACUGCCACUUCAUUGUCCAUAGAAAAGGUCAUGGAGCUCAAUUACAAGUUAUUUUUUAAUAUUCCAGACCCACCGCCUGAUCCUGUUGAAGAGCCAAAGGUUGAAGAGCCUCCCCCAGAACCCGUAAAAGACAAGAAAGAAAAAGAUAAAGGCAAAAAAGCGGCCGAUAAGGGCAAAAAGCAAAAAACUGAAGAAGAGGAGAAACCGGUUGAGGAACCUCCAGUGGACGAACAAGCAUUGAGGCGCUUAAAUCUUUGGGAACCCUACGAAGCGUUCAUAGAUGAAUUGGUCUCACAGUCGUUAAGGCAAGCCGUCUCCGUUAGUUUGGAAUUGCUGGUGAAGGCAACGGAGUCAAACCCAAAUUUGUACCCGUUAUUUGAAUUAUUGUUAAAACUGAUUGACACAAAUGUGGUAUUCAUACCUUCGAUAGAUCUCGAAGAUACCGACAAUUUUUUAAGUUUCGUCGAGUCGCUAAUUGAAGACAUGCGCAAAAUGGGGAUAUUUAUGAAACGAGUUAAGAAAAAUGCGGACCCCGAUUAUUUUAAUGACGUGUGCGAGGAUCCCGAAAUAACGAGCAUGAUGGAGAUAGUGGUGAGCCGUGUUACACAAGCCAUGGAGUUGGCGAUGGAAUACACUACGGUUUUCGACGAUUUCUCCAACUUAUGGUUGGACAAUCGUCAAGAAUUCUUAAGGCAAUUUCUUCUGUACGGACGUCCUUUAACAGCAGAGGAGUUAGACAUUGAGCAAGACGAAACGAGCGGUGGCCUGAAAUCGACGCCGCCCAUAGUUAGUCAAUUUAAAGAACAAAUCGACUUCUUCGAAGAAAUGUAUAAAACUGUCGAGCAACUUGAAACCGAAAAAAUUAUACUCGGCUGGCUACGCAUCGACGCCAGACCGAUACGUCAAGCGAUAUUAAAUACUGUUGGAAAAUGGGGCAACAUGUUCAAGCAACACCUUUACGACCACGUCAUAAACAGCAUAAGUGAACUGGAAAACUUCAUACAAGAGGCCAUUGCGGGGAUGCAGGUACAACUGACCGAAGACGAUUACGAGGGUCUUUUAAAAGUGAUGGCUUUCCUGGUAAAAAUUAGAGACAUGCAGGCGGCUACCGACGUCAUGUUUGGCCCGUUGAAAGAUAUUAUUGCUUUGCUGAAAGAUUAUGGGGUAGAAUUUUCGGAAGAAACCUACGUACAGCUGCAAGAACUUCCCGAUAAGUGGCUCACCUGCAAAAAGGUUGCAGUACAAACUAAACAAGCAGUAGGCCCAUUACAAACCAUUCAAAUCGCAGCAAUUAGAAGGCGAAUAGCAUUAUUCGACGUUCGUCAGGCGAUGAGCAGGGAUGCAUUCCGAAAGAUGCCUUUCUUCCUUUGGGGUUGCCAACAUGUGUACGCGUUGUUUGAUAAGGUGCACAAGGAGUUGUCCGACUUUGAGGUCGAAUUGAAGAAACUGAGCGAGCAGUCGAAUUUGUUCGACUUACAAAUGUCCGAAUAUAAGUCUUUGAAGGUUACCCGUAAAGAGUUGAAGCAAAUUAAGCAACUGUGGGAUUUUGUUAACAUCGUCAUGUCGUCAAUUAAUGAAUGGAAGACGACGCCUUGGAAGAAAAUUGACGUCGAGGGUAUGGAAAUGGAACUGAAGAAAUUCGGAAAGGAGACCAGGCUCAUGGACAAAGAGGUGAGGGGAUGGAACGUGUACAUUGAAAUGGAGGCAACGAUCAAGAAUAUGCUCACUUCCCUUCGUGCAGUCACAGAGUUACAAAAUCCUGCAAUUCGAGAUCGCCACUGGAUUCAACUCAUGCAAGCCACAAAGGUCAAAUUUGUCUUAGACGAUGAAACAACACUGAGUGAUCUUCUCGACUUGAACUUGCACGAAUACGAAGAAGAGGUCAAAACAAUCGUCGACAAGUCCGUAAAGGAAAUGGCAAUGGAAAAAUCUCUCAAGGAAUUCAACCAAAACUGGAACGUACUCGAAUUUGAUACCGAAAUACACGAUCGAAGCAAAAUAAGAUUGUUGAAAAUCGCCGAAGAAACGAUAGAAAUUCUUGAAGACAAUCAAGUGCAGCUGCAAAAUAUGAUGACCUCGAAAUUUAUACAGUUCUUUCAAAAGGAAGUUUUGGAGUGGCAGCAAAAGUUGUCUAACGCCGAUCAGGUUAUACAGGUAUUCUUCGAAGUGCAAAGAAAGUGGUGCUACUUGGAGAGUAUUUUUAUUGGAUCUGAAGAUAUCAGGGCACAGUUGCCGGAAGAUUCGAAAAGGUUCGACAAAAUUGACCGGGAAUUUAAAGAGAUUUUGAAUGAAAUGGUUAGGACCUUAAAUAUAGUUAGGGCGACCAGUAAACCAGGUUUGGCAACGCGAUUGGAGCGAAUCUUGGAUGAUUUGCUCUUGUGCGAAAAAGCCCUAAAUAAUUAUUUGGAAACCAAAAGAUUGGCGUUUCCUAGGUUUUACUUUGUGUCAUCUGCGGAUUUAUUAGAUAUAUUAUCGACCGGAAAUCAGCCACCUUUGGUGGCCAGGCAUUUGACCAAGCUCUUCGAUUCGUUGGCCAAACUGCGAUUUGCGAUGGAAGGUGGAAAGGAGAGUAAGAGGUCGAACGCGAUGGGGUCCAAAGAAAACGACGAAUGGGUACCUUUUUUGAACCAUUGCGAUUGUAGCGGAAAAGUUGAAGUGUGGUUAAACCGGGUUAUUGACAUUAUGCGAGUAACAUUACAUCGGUCAUUUAGCGAAGCGGUAACGUCGUACGACGAGAAACCAAGAGAACUUUGGAUUUUCGACUAUCCGGCCCAACCGGCUCUGUGUGGCACACAAAUAUGGUGGACGACGGAAGUGAACAUUGCUUUCGCUCGAUUGGAAGAGGGGUACGAGAACGCACUUAAAGACUAUCAAAAGAAGCAGAUUGCGCAACUAAACGCGCUAAUCACUUUACUGUUAGGGGAUCUCACGGUAGGAGAACGGCAAAAGAUUAUGACCAUCUGUACAAUUGAUGUGCACUCACGGGAUGUUGUAGCAAAAAUGAUUCAGGUUAAAGUUGAAAAUUCGCAAGCCUUCCAGUGGCAAAGUCAGCUCAGACACCGCUGGGAUACCAAAGUCAACAACUGUUUCGCCAACAUUUGCGACGCUCAGUUUCUUUAUCAAUACGAAUAUUUGGGGAACUCGCCAAGACUAGUAAUCACUCCUCUCACUGACCGCUGUUACAUAACUUUAACGCAAAGUUUGCAUUUAAUUAUGGGAGGAGCGCCGGCUGGUCCAGCCGGAACUGGCAAAACCGAAACGACCAAAGAUUUGGGCAAGGCUCUCGGAAUGAUGGUGUACGUUUUCAAUUGUUCGGAGCAAAUGGACUAUAAGUCAGUUGGAAAUAUAUAUAAAGGAUUAGCGCAAACUGGGACGUGGGGGUGCUUUGACGAAUUUAACCGAAUCUCCGUCGAAGUGUUAUCGGUAGUUGCUGUACAAGUAAAAACGAUACAAGACGCCGUUAAAGUAAAGAAGGCCAGAUUCAACUUCUUGGGCGAGGAAAUUUCUUUGAUUCCAACGAUCGGAAUCUUCAUUACGAUGAAUCCUGGAUACGCCGGCAGAACGGAACUUCCCGAAAAUCUGAAAGCUCUAUUUCGACCUUGCGCAAUGGUCGUUCCCGAUUUUGCGCUCAUUUGCGAAAUAAUGUUAGUCGCCGAGGGAUUUCAAGAGGCUCGACUGCUCGCGAGAAAGUUUAUUACUCUCUACACGCUGUGUAAGGAAUUAUUAAGCAAACAAGACCAUUACGACUGGGGUUUGCGCGCAAUAAAGUCGGUACUGGUGGUCGCGGGCGCGCUGAGACGGGGCGACAGAUUGCGGCCCGAAGAUCAGGUGCUGAUGAGAGCUUUGCGAGAUUUUAACAUUCCGAAGAUAGUUACGGAUGACGUCCCCGUUUUCAUGGGACUUAUUGGAGAUUUAUUUCCGGCUCUCGAUGUCCCGAGGAAGCGAAGUUUAGAAUUUGAAAAGUUGGCGAAAGCUUCGGCUGUGGAUUUGAAAUUGCAACCCGAGGAUGGGUUCAUUUUGAAGGUGGUGCAGCUUGAGGAGUUGUUUGCAGUUCGUCAUUCGGUAUUUGUGUUGGGAUUCGCGGGAACUGGCAAAACGUGUGUUUGGAAAACUCUAAAUAGAACGUACUACAAUCAAAAAUUGAAACCGUAUUACAAUGAUCUAAAUCCUAAAGCGGUGACAAAUGACGAACUGUUUGGAAUUAUUAAUCCAGCUACCCGCGAAUGGAAAGACGGGCUGUUUUCGGUUAUAAUGAGAGAUCAAGCGAACAUGUCCGGAGAUGGGCCAAAGUGGAUAGUCUUAGAUGGUGAUAUUGACCCGAUGUGGAUAGAAUCGUUAAAUACCCUAAUGGAUGAUAAUAAAGUCUUAACGUUAGCUAGUAACGAACGCAUUGCCUUAACCAGAGCAAUGAGGCUCCUCUUUGAAAUUGCAAACUUGAGGACCGCCACUCCAGCUACGGUAUCGCGAGCUGGAAUUCUCUACAUAAAUCCGGCUGAUUUAGGCUGGAAUCCCUACAUAGCGUCUUGGAUUGACACCAGAAAUGAAAACGAGAAAGCAAACUUAAUGAUACUGUUCGAUAAAUAUAUCCCCCCUUGUUUAGAGAUGGUAAAGACAAAGUUAAAGAAAAUCACACCUAUCGUCGACAUUGCGCAUAUCCACAUGCUUUGCUUUUUACUUGACUGCUUUUUGACAUACCAAAAUGUACCGCCAGAAUGCCCAAAAGAAUGGUACGAAAUUUACUUCGUGUUUGCGCUAAUUUGGGCAUUCGGAUCGGCUCUAUUCCAAGACCAAAUAAUCGAUUGGAGAAAUGAGUUUAGUAAAUGGUUUACCAACGAAUUUAAGACCGUUAAAUUUCCCACUGCAGGAACCGUCUUCCAUUACUAUAUUGAUCAGGAAACGAAAAAGUUUAUGCCUUGGAGCGAUCUGACCCCGAGCUUCGAGCUGGAUCCCGAUAUACCGUUACAAGCGACGUUAGUUAAUACGGCAGAAACCGUCCGUGUGCGAUACUUUAUGGACAAACUGAUCGCUCACAAGCAUCCCGUGAUGUUAAUCGGAGGAGCAGGCAGUGGUAAAACCGUUUUGGUGUCCGACAAGCUCUCGUCUCUCUCUGAAGGGUAUGCAGUUACGAAUGUGCCCUUUAAUUUCUACACCACUUCAGAAAUGUUGCAAAGGGUGCUAGAAAAUCCUUUAGAGAAAAAGGCCGGGAGAGUGUACGGACCACCUGGCACAAAAACAAUGAUCUACUUUAUCGACGACAUGAACAUGCCCGAAGUUGAUAAGUACUUCACCGUUCAGCCGCACACAUUACUUCGCCAGUGGAUGGACUACCAGCACUGGUACGACAGACAGAAGUUAUCGCUCAAAGAUAUACACAACAUCCAAUUCAUAUCGUGUAUGAAUCCAACGGCAGGCUCCUUUACAAUAGACCCCCGACUCCAGCGCCACUUUUGCGUUUUCGCCAUAAGCUUUCCAACGCAAGACGCCUGCUAUCAUAUUUACUCAAACAUAUUUUCACAGCACCUAACAAAUCCGCUUAACAAGUUUCCAUACUCCCUCCACUCCCUAAGCGUAAAUGUCGUUACUGCCGCAUUGACCCUGCAUUCGAGAGUUGCGCAAACAUUCCUGCCGACGGCCGUCAAAUUUCAUUACGUCUUUAAUCUGCGCGAUUUAUCCAACCUAUUUCAGGGAAUGCUUUUUGCUAACGGCGACACUGCACCUAACCAGUCGGCUUUGAUCCGUUUGUGGAUGCACGAAUCCUACAGAGUUUAUGGCGACAAAUUAGUGGAGCGCCGAGAUCAGGACACCUUCUCUAAGCUGGUGGUAGAAGUACUAAAAAAGGGAUUCGAAGAAUUGGAAGAGGUCGAAGUAAUGGCAAAGCCGUUAAUAUUCUGCCAUUUCGCCGACGGUUUAGGCGAUCCGAAAUAUUUGCCAAUUCAAAAUUAUACUGUUCUAACGAGAUUGUUAAACGAGGCUCUGGCCGGUUACAAUGAUUUAGUUUCCGCUAUGAAUUUGGUCCUCUUCGAAGACGCGAUGAAUCACAUAUGUCGGAUAAAUAGAAUUAUGGAGGCGCCGAGGGGGAAUGCGUUACUGGUGGGAGUUGGGGGUUCCGGGAAGCAAAGCUUGACUCGACUGGCGGCGUUUAUUUCCUCUUUGGAAGUAUUUCAAGUUCAACUAAAGAAGGGGUUUAAUAUGUCUGAUCUAAAAGCAAAUAUAGCGGCGCUUUAUGUUAAGGCUGGGCUGAAGAAUAUCAGUACGGUAUUUCUCAUGACCGACGCGCAAGUUGCGGAAGAGGCGUGGCUGGUGGUUAUAAAUGAUAUGCUAGCUUCAGGCGAGAUACCCGACUUACUGCAAGACGAAGAAGUGGAGAACAUACUAAACGUCGUCCGAGGUGAAGUAAAAGCGAGUGGGGUUGAUGACACGAAAGAAAAUUGCUGGAAAUUCUACAUACAGCGGUGUCGCAAACUGCUUAAAGUAGUAUUGUGCUUUUCACCUGUGGGCUCCACGUUGCGGAUUAGAGGAAGAAAAUUUCCCGCAGUUGUUAGUUGCACUGCUAUAGACUGGUUUCACGAAUGGCCAAAAGAAGCGCUUCAGUCUGUGUCACAAAAAUUUCUACAAGACAUCGAAGUUCUACCCAAACGCAUAGUGGAUUCGGUUUCCAACUUUAUGUCGUACGUCCAUUCGGUUGUUAACGACAUGUCGGUGGUUUACUUACAGAACGAAAAACGGUACAACUAUACCACCCCAAAAACGUUUUUGGAGCAAAUCUCUUUAUACUCAAAGUUACUCACCGAAAAAAUUAACUUUCUCGAAUACAGCAUUAUACGUCUCGAAAAUGGCUUGCUUAAACUGGCAUCGACUGCCGAGGAGGUUGACGGUUUAAAGGAAGUUUUGGCCGUGCAAGAAGUUGUGUUGGCCGAAAAAAAUGCGGCCGCCGAUAAAUUAAUUGUUGUUCUCGGUACUGAAAAUGAAAAAGUGGAAACGGAAAAAAAGAUUGCAACGGAAGAGGAAGAAAAGGUAAAAAUAAUCGAAGAGGAUGUAAGCGUGAAAGCGAAGAUUUGCGCGGCGGAUCUGGCAAAAGCCGAACCGGCACUUCUAGCCGCGCAGGAAGCUUUAAAUACAUUGAAUAAAAAUAACCUUACCGAGCUAAAGUCGUUCGGAACGCCUCCACCAGCGGUGGUAAAUGUCACGGCGGCAGUUCUAGUGUUAUUUUCGAAAGGUAAAAUUCCCAAAGAUCGUAGUUGGAAGGAAUGCAAAAUGAUGAUGGGAAAGGCGGAUCAAUUUCUGAAUGACCUAAUAUAUUACGACAAGGAGCAUAUGUCACCUGAAGUUGUAAAAGUGACACAAGAAUAUUUGAAAGACCCCGAGUUUCUACCAGAAAUUAUACUUGGCAAAUCUGCCGCGGCUGCCGGGCUCUGUUCGUGGGUAAUUAAUAUACUAAAAUUUUAUGACGUCUUUGUGGUGGUCGAACCAAAAAGGAGGGCACUAAACAAGGCAAAUCAGGAUCUCGAGGAAGCCAGAGCGAAGCUUGUCGCCCUAAAUAAAAAACUUGACGAAUUUGAACAAACAUUGAGCGUUUUAAGAAAUGAUUUUGAGGAGGCCACCGAUGCUAAACUAAAGUGUCAAGCAGAGGCGGAUGCCACCGCGUUGAUGAUAGAUUUGGCUAACAGAUUAGUAAACGGUUUGGCAUCAGAGAAAGUUCGUUGGAUCGCUUCGGUUGCAAAUUAUAAGGCAGCCGGUGUGACUAUGCCGGGUGACGUCCUACUAGUAACAGCAUUUAUCUCGUAUGUAGGUUGCUUUACAAGACGCUACCGGUUAGAAAUGAUGAAUCGUUACUGGUUGCCAUUUCUUCAGAAAUUAGACGUUCCAAUACCAAUGACCGAAGGUUUAGAUCCGCUUUCUCUUCUAACAGAUGAUGCUAGAAUAGCUAAAUGGAACAACGAAGGUCUACCAAAUGAUCGCAUGUCAUCGGAGAAUGCGACAAUUUUGGAAAAUUCGGCGCGUUGGCCUUUAAUGAUCGAUCCUCAGCUACAGGGAAUCAAGUGGAUUAAGAACAAAUAUGGUAGUCAGCUUACCGUAAUACGCCUCAGCAUGAAGAAUUACCUCGAUACUAUCGAGAGAUGCAUAAGUAACGGCCAGGUAAUUUUACUCGAAAACGUUGGCGAAACUAUCGACGCCGUCCUAGACCCUAUUCUAGGUCGCAUUCUCAUUAAAAAGGGCAAGGCAAUUAAAAUAGGCGACAAGGAUGUCGACUACGAUCCGAGAUUUCGGCUUAUUAUCCACACCAAACUGGCCAAUCCGCACUACAAACCGGAAAUUCAGGCGCAAACCACCCUAAUCAAUUUCACGGUGACGCGAGACGGACUAGAGGAACAGCUUCUGGCGGAAGUAGUGAAGGCGGAACGUCCCGAUUUGGAACACCUGAAGUCGAAUUUAACCAAACAGCAGAACGAUUUCAAGAUUACGCUUAAAACGUGCGAGGAUAAUCUGUUAGAACGACUUUCGUCGGCAACCGGAAAUAUUUUAGGAGACGUGGCACUCGUCGAGAAUUUGGAGAAAACCAAAAAGACGGCCGCGGAUAUUCAGAUCAAGGUGGCCGAGGCUAAAGUGACUUCGAUUAAAAUUGACGAGGCUCGUGAACAGUAUAGGCCCGCGGCUAUACGAGGAUCUUUGCUCUACUUUAUAUUAACAGAUCUCAACAGAAUCAACGCCAUAUACCAAUUUUCACUAAAAGCAUUCACGGUUGUAUUCCUAAACGCGCUGGUGAGGGCCGAUCCUGCCGAAAAAUUGACACAACGCGUACUAAACCUGCUCGACAGCAUCUCGUUUAUGGUCUUCAUGUAUACGAGCAGAGGACUGUUUGAAUGCGAUAAAUUAAUAUUUUUGGCUCAAAUGACUUUUCAAAUAUUACUCCGCGAGAACGACAUCCUACCGAGCGAAUUGGAUUUCCUCUUACGUUUCCCGGCGCUCACAGUGCACUCCCCAUUCGAUUUUCUCUCAAAUUUGUGUUGGGGAGGUAUCAAAGCCCUGUCAGGAUUAGAUGAGUUUAAAAACCUGGACAAAGACAUAGAAGGCUCCAUUAAUCGAUGGCGAAAGUUUGUCGAAAGCGAAUGUCCGGAGAAAGAAAAGUUUCCGGGUGAAUGGAAGAACAAAUCUGCCUUACAAAGGCUUUGCAUGAUGCGUGCCUUAAGACCAGAUCGUAUGACUUACGCGGUUAGCGCAUUUGUAGAUGAGAAACUGGGUAACAAAUACAUUGUCGCUCGAUCGGUACCAUUUGCAAAAUCGUACGAAGAGACCAGUAGUGCAACGCCAACGUUCUUCAUACUGUCGCCAGGUGUAAAUCCACUAAAAGACGUCGAAGCCUUGGGAAAACAAUUGGGAUUUACUUUUGAUAACGGAAAUUUUCACAGCGUUUCCCUAGGCCAAGGGCAAGAAAUUGUAGCCGAAUCCGCUAUUGACAUCGCGACCGAAAACGGCCACUGGGUUAUCCUACAGAACAUACACUUAGUUGCAAGGUGGCUUUCGAGUUUAGAAAAGAAAAUUGAGCAAACUAUGGAUUCGUCAAGUCCGGACUACCGGUUGUAUUUAAGCGCCGAGCCCAACAGCGAUCCCCAAAUUUGUGUGAUCCCACAAGGAAUACUGGAGUCAAGUAUCAAAAUAACUAAUGAACCACCUACUGGCAUGUUCGCAAAUCUACACAAAGCCCUAGACAAUUUUAACCAAGAGACAUUAGAAAUGUGCACCAAGGAAGCGGAAUUUAAAGCGAUCUUAUUUUCGCUGUGUUAUUUUCACGCCGUAGUCGCCGAGAGAAGAAAAUUCGGGCCUCAGGGCUGGAACAGAAAUUACCCGUUCAACGUAGGCGAUUUAACAAUCAGCGUAAACGUCUUAUAUAAUUACUUGGAAGGUAACACAAAAGUGCCAUGGGAUGAUUUACGAUAUCUGUUUGGGGAAAUAAUGUACGGCGGGCAUAUCACAGACGACUGGGACCGUCGCCUCUGUAGAACUUACCUAAUCGAAUUCAUGCAGUCUGAACUGCUAGAUGCCGAGCUGGAAUUUGCACCAGGCUUUCUGGCACCUCCCAACACCGACUACGUCGGCUACCAUCGUUACAUAGACGAUCGCCUCCCGCCCGAAUCUCCCUACUUGUACGGGUUACAUCCAAAUGCCGAAAUUGGAUUCCUGACGAACCUCUCGGACAACUUAUUUAAAACCAUUUUUGAACUGCAACCGCGCGACACCGGCAGCUCGAGCGGAAUAGGUAUAUCAAGAGAGGAUAAAGUGCGUUGCAUAAUAGAAGAUAUUAUCGAUAAGCUGCCGGAGGAGUUUCGAAUUGUAGAAAUGAUGGCCAAAGUGGAAGACCGGACACCGUUCAUUAUAGUCGCGUUUCAGGAAUGCGAACGUAUGAAUAUGCUCACCAAAGAGAUGCGCCGAUCCUUGAAAGAACUCGAGUUGGGAUUGAAGGGCGAACUGACAAUUACCUCAGUUAUGGAAGUUUUAGAAGAGUCGUUAUUUAUGGAUUAUGUACCCGAGAGUUGGGCGGUUAAGGCGUACCCCAGCAUGCUACCCUUAGGUCAAUGGGUUGGCGAUUUGUCGAUUCGAAUUAAGGAACUAGAAGGUUGGGUGGGCGACUUCCAGAUGCCACCUGCAGUUUGGUUGGGCGGAUUUUUCAAUCCGCAGUCAUUUCUAACGGCGAUCAUGCAACAGACCGCACGUAAGAAUGAAUGGCCCCUCGAUAAAAUGUGCCUAUUAACCGACGUUACGAAGAAACAAAGGGAAGAUUUAACGACGACGCCCCGAGAAGGUGCUAACGUAUGCGGAUUAUACAUGGAGGGUGCAAGGUGGGACACAGCAUCAGGUAGCAUAGCCGACUCUAAGCUUAAAGAUUUGUUUCCGGUUGUACCCGUAAUUUACAUUAAGGCAAUAACUCAAGAUAAGCAAGAUUUGAAAAAUAUGUAUGACUGUCCUGUGUAUAAAACGAGAUCGAGAGGACCGACAUUUGUCUGGACGUUUAAUUUGAAAACAAAAGAGAAGGCAACUAAAUGGACAUUGGCAGGUGUUGCAUUAUUGUUACAAGUUUAAAUUGUUAAGUUUUAAAGAUUUAAGAAUGUUGUAGUUAAAGA
Photinus pyralis (common eastern firefly) is the source of this 13604-nucleotide messenger RNA. Its product is annotated as dynein beta chain, ciliary-like. Gene Ontology annotation, molecular function: minus-end-directed microtubule motor activity; ATP binding; dynein light intermediate chain binding. The transcript has 8 exons. Gene Ontology annotation, biological process: microtubule-based movement. Lineage: Eukaryota; Metazoa; Arthropoda; Insecta; Coleoptera; Lampyridae. Bases 64 to 13563 code for a protein of 4499 amino acids. The record is from RefSeq and is a predicted model, not a curated record. Gene Ontology annotation, cellular component: dynein complex.